UCGGGAAGGCAGGCAGGAGAAAUAAAGGUAUCGCUGUGAGGAGCUCGCGCUGCAGUUCUGGCAGCUUCAGCCUCAUUUCUAAGCGGAGUGUGUGUGUUUUCUUUUUAUAUUUUGCCUCCUGGUGCAUCAUGGCGUACGCAGCGUACUGGCUUCAAAAGCAAAAAAAAGUUCUUCCUCCCAAGCUUGACAACCAUGAGGGCCAUAGUACCAAGACUCCAUUCUACACUGCACCGCCCUACUAUCGCAAGUCGCAGCCCGGCCAGGCCACACCCAAACCGGCAGCUCAGGUCUCCACCGUGAAGCCUGCACAAUUCGAGACUUCAUCCUCAGGAAGUGCCAUGGCUACAAAGCCUGGAGAGGUUACCGCGGCGACAGGUGGAUCCGCCGGCCGUGGCGUGACGGUGGGAGGAAGCGCCACAGCUGGAGCGGAGACGGCGCCUGUGUCCCAAGUCAAAGCUCCAACCGCGGUUCCUUCUGCUCUCAGUGGAACAUCUGGGAGAACCACUGCUUCUGGCACCACAGUGGCACAAACUAAAGGGUCUCCCCAACUCUCCGCUAAGAGCUUGCUUGCUGGCACUACAGUCAAAGCCGAUGCGAAUAAAGCUAAAACUCCUUUAACAUCCGCAUCUCUGUUGGAGAAGAAAGACAAAGCGACACCAACGCAAACAAAGGUGCAGGUGGAGGUUCCUUCUGCAGCAGCUGGAGGCAAACAGGCGCCUGACGCGGAUCCUUUCGAUGCCUUGGCCAACAUCCUCCCCUCAGCCGACACUGUCGUACGCCCGGAGCCUGUAUACACAGGGCCGGAGGUCAAAGAGAGCGGCGUCACAUCCGAGGAGGCUGUGCGUUGUGGAGAGAGGGAGGAUACGCUGCCUCCGGGCUACAGAUUGGGAGAUAUGGGCCCACCUCCUGCAGAUUGGAAGCCCCAGGAAGUUCCGAAACCACUGAGCACAGACGAGGCCCUGGACUCUCUUUCAGCCGGUUUCAUGUCGUCCUCUGCCCCGCCUGGACCCCCCCAGCCUAAGGAAAAUGUCGAGAGUGCCUGCACUGUCUCCACUGGUCCAACUAACUAUUCCAACCCUCCCGCUGAUAAGAAGCCGAAGAUCGAGAAGGCCUCUGGGAAUUUAGCUGGAAUCACAGCCACUCCGUUCAAGAAAACUCCACCUACCGAAAAGAAAAUCAAGAAUCCCUCUGUGUCUCUGGAUGCUGUCAGCGCUCUUAGUGACUUGUUGCCAGCAGAUGUCCCAAAACCUGAAUCUCCUAAACUCAGACCUGAAGACAUGGUGUCGGAGGACAAACACAAGGAGAAGGACGCCGUGCUUGUAGGAGAGCGAGACGACACAAUCCACCCAGACUACAGGUUUAAGAAAGAAGACCUCGAGAAGCUGCCAGCUCCAAAACCCGAGCCCACCAUGGGUACAGGUGAGGCUCUGGAUAUUUUGUCUGGAGACUUUGCGGCCUCCUUAGCGGUUCCUGCUGUCUGCACGCCUGCUCCUCCUGUACAGAAAGUUCAGACUCCUGCGGCUGGUGACUUCUCUCUGGAGGCUGGACUUACGUCUACUACUGCCAAGAAAGUGGAAUCGUCCGCACUUCCUCCUGCAAAAACCCCAGCAGGCAGCAAGGCCACGGGUGGAUCCAUGUCUCAGGGUGCUCUCAGUGCUCUUGGAGACCUGCUCCCUGCAGACGUGCCAAAACCCAAAGAGCCUGAACUCAGACCCGAGGACAUCGUCUCAGAGCCCAAAAACAAGGAGGAGGAGGCUGUGCGUGUUGGAGAAAGGGAAGACUCCAUUCAUCCAAACUACAGGUACACUGUGGAAGACAUGAGCAAGCUGCCUGCUCCAAAACCUGAGCCGACCAUUUCCACCGGGGACGCUCUGGACAUUUUGUCUGGAGACUUUGUGACUCCUGCUGUCCAGGCUCCUGUCGUCAGCUCCUCAGCUCCUUCUGCAAAGGUCACUGUGGAGGAUUUGUCAGCCUUGGAUGUGCUCUCUGGUGAUUUUGUGACCUCAAGUAAAGCUUCUCCAGCUCAAGCGCCUCUCCCUUCUUCUGCCAAGACCCCAAAGGGAGACUCUCUGUCUUUUGAUGCUCUCGACGCUCUGAGCGACACUUUGCCAGCAGAUGUACCAAAACCAGAAUCCCCCAAGCUCAGACCUGAAGACAUGGUCUCGGAGAAGAAACUUAAAGAGGAGGAUGCUGUACUCGUGGGAGAGAGGGACGACACCAUUCCUCCAGAAUACAGGUUUAACAAAGAAGACUUGGAGAAACUGCCUGCUCCAAAACCCGAGCCCACCAUGGCCACCGGUGAGGCUCUGGACAUUUUGUCUGGUGACUUUGCGACGUCUAAAGCGGCUCCUACUAUUCAGGUGCCUGUUGUCUGCUCCACGGCGCCUCCUACACAGUCCUCUGCAGACCUUGCUCUGGAUGCCUUGGCCGGGGACUUCGUGACCCCCAGUGCUGCUGUAAAGGUGGAGUCAGCCUCCGGCCUCCCUGGAGACGCUAACCUGGAGCUUGCAGCAGGAGCAGAUGGUGCACUCGAUGCUCUGUCGGACACCUUGAAGGAUAUCAAACCCACCCCUCAGCCUGAGCCGGCGCUUCCCAAGAACAUCGUGGAUGAGAAGAAGGCUGUUGAGGAGAGGCUAAUCAAGAUGGGAGAGAGAGACGACACGCUGCCGCCUGAGUACCGGCCCACUGAGGAAGACCUCAAGAAAAUGGCCGAAGCUGCAGAAAAAGAAGCUGCAAAACCCAAACCGACGCUGGAUGACAAAACAGCCUUGGAUCUGCUGUCCAAGGACUUCUCUGCUGCUCCCAACCCUCCUGCUUCCACCACUUCGAGUGCAGUCACAACAAAGCUGGAAUCAGACCCUCAGAAGUCCAUGGCUGGACCUGUUCUGCAAAGCCUGUCCGACACACUGCUCCCAGAUGCCCCAGAGUUCAAAUCCAAAUCGGACAAACCAAAGGGCAAGAGCAAGUCAAAGUCAAAGUCUAAAAAACAUGCGGAGGAGCCGUCUGCCGCUGACCUCCCAGCUCAGCCAAGCACAGAUGUUGUGUCUACAUCCACAAAGAAAGGAGGCAAGAGAUAGAGGACUUGGUUUUCGGUGCGAUUCGUCCUCCAGGCCCCAGGGAGGCAUGAAGAGGGGAGAAGGCUCUCUGGAUAAUGAAUCUAUUUUUCUAAAUCACCAAGAAUGUAUCGUGGAUGAAUGACAAACCUACAAAUACCCGUAACACUUGCUUUUCGCACACAUACACACACACAUACACAAACACACACACACACACACACACGAGUGCACCUGCAUACGCAGCCUUCCUUGCUAGGUUUCGUAUUCAAAGACGAGGAGGUCUUUGAAGAAAACGAGAGAGACUUUUCAAACCUUAUUAUCGGUGCCAUGAAUGAGUGAUGACCAGAUGCAGAAAGAAGGGAUGAUUGGGGGGAAAACGGGCGCCGGGAGUCGCGCGUGUCCACCCCGGCUGACUCUCUCCACUCUUCCAGCGACACACUAACGUCACCUGACGUUUGUUGGCGCAGUGGCGACAGUCAGCUCGCGUGGAAGCCGUGCAGCGGAGGAUGAGGAGGUGUGUGGAAUCGGGAUGUCUGUGCAAUCUUGACGUACACAGAAAAGCCAAGUUUUCUAACACGAUAUGGUCAGAAGCCAUUAGGACACUAGUGUACAGCUUAGUUUGCGUCUCUCCUCUUUUUUUUUUUUUUUUUUUUUUUUGGACAAUACAUAGUUUUCAUUAUUAAAUUUGUGGAGGAUCACGUGGAGGUGUUCUGCUUGUUUUGGCAUUUGAUUUUCUUUAUGCAGAAAUAUGUCAAGAGGAGGGUCUUCUGUGUUUGUCCUUCCAGGACGUAAAAAAAAAAAAAAACUAUAUAUAUUAAUGGCGUUCAGAAGUGCACUUAACGAACCAAAGUGUUUACAAUCUUUGUAAACUGCCACUGUUUGUAUACUGUAGAAGGUCUUUGCUCGAUAUAAAACUACACUGUAUAAUUUACAAAGGGCUAUCGCUUCUAGUGCAAAGUCAAAAGCCGCCAUGAUUUCCCUGAAGUUUUUUUUAUUCAUGUCAAAGAUUUUAUGUGGGUGUGAAUCAGCUGAAAGAUACUGUAGAGGUCGGCGUGUGAAACGCAUCUGGUUCUCCUGUGUGCCUAAAGAAAAGCAAGGAAAAUGCAAAAAAAAAAAAAAAAAAAUCAUCUUUAACAAAACUAUUGCCGCGUCUUGAAGUGCAAGAGAAACACGUACGUAUUAAACCGAGUG
Salarias fasciatus (jewelled blenny) is the source of this 4247-nucleotide messenger RNA. RefSeq names its product calpastatin (gene cast). Gene Ontology annotation, cellular component: cytoplasm. Lineage: Eukaryota; Metazoa; Chordata; Actinopteri; Blenniiformes; Blenniidae. The record is from RefSeq and is a predicted model, not a curated record. Bases 129 to 3077 code for a protein of 982 amino acids. The transcript is spliced from 34 exons. Gene Ontology annotation, molecular function: calcium-dependent cysteine-type endopeptidase inhibitor activity.